UUACUUGCUUUUGCACAGUGCCUUACACUGAAAUGCUAUGUGUGUUGAGCCAAUGAGGCAGAGGCGUCAUAUUACUGCAGCCCUCCCCCUCGCCCUGGCUCUCUCACACCUCAGUGGUUUUAUCCAAACCCGGUGUUUCCGUCUCUGUCCGACAUUAAACCAUGUAACCGACCCAGUUCGGGGACAUUGAGGCUCCUCGGUGUCGCCCGAAAUCCAAACAAUACGGCAACAAACGACACAGCGGCCGUGAGUUCCCCAUGGAGCCUAACCGGAGAGAAGUGCCGAGUCCGCGGUGUUGAAGGAAACCACUUUCAAGAGCUGCUGCCCCUGCAGGCGCCAUCCAAGACGUAAACACACACCCAGGCGUGCGAGUUACCCAGUGGACAGGAAGACAACAUGGCCUCCAGCACGCCACCCGGGAGUCCUCUCAGCGGCCUCACGGACAGGACCGGCAGCUUCUUUAAGCUGAUUGACACAUUUGCGUUGGAGAUUGGGGAGCUGAAGAAAGAGAUGGGCCAGACCUCUCCAACAGUUGCCAAGGAGCCUAUAAAGCUACAGGGGCUGGAGAGUGAAGUGAGUGGUGUUUAUCUGCAGUCCCCUCACUGUAGUGGGGUCGGGGGUGAAAGGGAUUCUGGGUACGACUCCCUGCGGAGGAGGAUGAGCGUCUUGGACAGGCUGACUCAAACCCACCCGGUGUGGCUGCUGCUAGCAGUCAGUGAAGAGGAGGCCAGUCGCAUUCUGCUCAAACAGCCACCAGGGGUGUUCCUAGUCAGGAAGUCAGCCACUCUGCAAAGAAAGGUUCUGUCUAUGCGUCUGAAGGAGGAUCAAUCUGGGGCUCCCAUCAGCCACUUCCCUGUUAGAGAGAGCCAGUACACCUUUUCUCUUGAGGGAUCUGGGAUCAGCUUUGCAGAUCUGUUCCGCCUGGUGGCUUUCUACUGUAUUAGCAGAUCUAGGGAUGUCCUGCCUUCCACACUCAAACUCCCAGAGGCCAUUGCAUCUGCUAAGACACAGAAAGACCUGGAGGAGGUCGCUCAGCUUGGUGCAGGUUUCUGGGACUCUGCCCUGUGCAGUCAGCGUCGCACCUCUCCACGCCCCAGUCGUCCUCUGAGCCGUACCCUCAGCCCCCAGCGAACGAACAGGAACAGGGAGGUUGAGGGGUCUCAGCAGAGAUACCCCGGGGCUCAGUGUGACAGCGCGCCCCCGACCCUACGGCCCUGCGCUCCCCCAUCUUCCUUUCGUCUGGAGAGAAAACAAUCCAGCGGCCCUCUGUGCUUCGUCAACCCCUUGUUUCUCCAGACUCACCAGCACCACCACCGCUGUGAGGACGAUGUGCCUUCACAUGCCGCCAAGUCUAAUAACAAUGUAGACAAUGCGGAGAAAACAUCCGUGAAGCCAUUAAGCAGCAGUCAAGGUAGCGAGCAGCAGGUGGACAAGAUUAAACUGAGCGGCAAAUCGCGGUCCCCUCCCCCUCGGCCCCCUCCCCCACACUCAAUGCCACGCCGGCGCCCUGCCCCACCUCCACCUGGACCUCCAGCAGCUACCACCAGACCCAAGAGCAUGCCAGAAGCCAUUGCUGUGUCUGUGAGGCAACAGCAGUCCCCCAGCAGACGCCCAGCACCCGCUCGACCAUCAAUGGGUGCCAAGCAUAGCAGCCCAUCCAAAACUGUUAGCUCACCAAUCCCCGUGCCUUCAAACCCACCACCUCCUAGGCCUAAGAAGCCUGAUCUGGAAGCUCACCGCUGCCACAUUGCCCUGGAUGAUGAGACCAUCGCCAAGGCUCUGUCCCGUGCCAAGCUUCCAUCCUGCAAGCUUUCACCUGCCGUCCCUGCUGAUGAAAUACUGGACAAAAAUGAUGGGAGCCCAGAAUCCCUUCCUAAUGAGAGAGGACGCCAGCGGCUCAGUGACAUGAGCAUGUCUACUUCUUCUUCUGACUCACUGGAAUAUUCACAGUCUCCUGGAUUCUCUUUGGGCCUGGCCCCUAGCCCAUCCCAACACCUUAAUCAUCCAGUGGAAGAUAGUAGUGAAGACGAUGAAGAUGGAGAAGAAGAGGAAGAGGAAGACUAUGGCGUCGGCCUGGAGACGGACCUAGAAAUGCGCCUCCGUCCGUCCUUCAAAGCGCGGCGACACAGGGUCGGCGUGAGCCUGAGUGGUGGCUCUUUUGUCCUCCCCAGGGCGCUGAAGGGACGCUUCCGCAAGGUUAGCGGGAUGCUCAGCUCCCUCAUGACCCCGGAGAGACGGGCGGUGAAAAGGAUCGCUGAGCUGUCCAGGGACAAAAGCUCAUAUUUUGGCUCCCUAGUCCAGGAUUACAUCAGCUUUGUUCAGGAGAACCGAGGCUGUCACACAUCAGGGAUGGAUUUUCUGCAGACUCUCAGGCAGUUUAUGACACAGAUGAAGGCUUACCUGCGCCAGAGCUCUGAGCUAGACCCCCCUAUAGAGUCGCUCAUACCGGAGGACCAGAUUGACCAGGUGCUAGAGAAGGCCAUGCACAAGUGUGUCCUAAAGCCUCUGAAGAGCGUGAUCGAGGUGGCUUUACAUGACUUCCAGGUGAGCAGCGGAGCGUUGCAGCAGCUGAGGGAGAACCUGGCCCUGGCUAAGACUAAGGAGCCUCAGGAGCUAGGGGUGGACGGAGCUGUGCCCCCUGACCCCAUGGCUAUUGAGAAGAUCCGCCACAAGUUCCUAAACAUGAGGAAGAUGUACUCCCCCGAGAAAAAGGUGUCAUUGCUGCUGCGUGUGUGUAAACUCAUCUACACCAUCAUGCAGGAUAACUCAGGGAGGAUGUACGGUGCUGAUGACUUCCUGCCCAUGCUGACUUAUGUUGUUGCUCAGUGUGAGAUGCCUCAGCUAGACACAGAGAUCCAGUACAUGAUGGAGCUGCUGGACCCAUCUCUGCUGCAGGGAGAGGGGGGCUACUACCUAACCAGCGCGUACGGAGCCAUGGCCCUGAUCAAAAACUUCCAGGAGGAGCAGGCAGCCCGGGUGCUGAGCUCCGAGGCCAGGAACACUCUGCACCAGUGGCACCGCCGGCGCACCGCCCAGCGUUCAGUGCCGUCCAUGGAAGACUUUCAGAACUAUCUCCGUGUAGCCCUGCAGGAAGUGGACACUGGCUGCACGGCCAAAACCCUGGUCGUCCACCCUUACACAACAACAGAGGAAGUCUGCUCAAUCUGCGCCUACAAGUUCAAGAUCCCCGACCCUGAGAACUACGCACUGUUUCUGGUCACUGAGGACACCAGCCAGCAGCUCGCCCCGGACACACACCCUCAACGAAUCAAAGCUGAGCUCCACAGCCGGCCCUGUGCACACAUCUUCCACUUUCUUUACAGGAGGGUGCCUAACCUUAACCUCUGUAUUCCAGCUGUUAUGCACAAUGGAAACUGCCUUCACGUUGAAUAGUGGAGGAGUAUGUAACAGCUUGCUUCACUUGAUCCUAAACAACAGUUCUGUUUUGUGGUAUUGUCUCGGUGCUUGAAGAUGUUUGUAUUGUAAAUAGAUUUGAGGAUGUCUGAAUGGAAACAGAAACCAAGCUGUAUAUUGGCAUAGUGAUGCAGAUAUAAAAUGUUUUUUGAUCAAAUAUGACGCCAUGCAAAUGACAAGGUGAUUUAUUUUUAUGAGGAACCACAAAGGGGAAGGAUGGAAAGUGUUGGUGUUUCACUCACGCACCUCAAGAUUGGGGCUCAAAUUUGGGUCUGAAAGAAUGAAGGAAUUGUAAGUUUGUUCCAGGAUUUGUUCAAGUUACCAACAAUUUAGCCUUUUAGAGUCCACGUGGCCCUUAUCUGGUUUAAUAAGGCUGUAAAUUGAAAUUGUUGGACUGUGCAUAAAGGGUUGGUUGGCAGGAUUUUUAGUAUGUGAAGUGUUAAAUUCAGAAUGUUGGACAUCAACGACCUCAAAGCAAAGGUCAUACAUUUUAAUACAGUGGAAACCACUUAUAGCGAUCACAUCUGUCCAUGUCAAAUUGAUCACUAAUGAGUGGUUGAUCAUUUUAACCGCUUUUUCUUUUUUUCUAAUGCAGACAUUUUGAUUGAACACAUUUUUUACAAAAGAUACCUGCUGCUGUGAGAGAGUGGGGUGGCGAUAAUUACACACUGUAAAAGUGGGUAAAACUAACUGACAGCAGAAGGAAGAUAUCACAUGUGUGCACAGCAAGCACACGCACUCGCACAUAGUACAGUAAUGUUAAUAGAGCAGGCAGGGACAGUCAUUACACCCUGCGUCAGUCCCAAAACCUCGUACAAAUAAAUUAGAAGAGAGCCUAAACGCAAUGACAGCUUGCAAAAACUGAACACUGUAAGCAGACUACUAGAUUACUAUAAGCAAAUGAUUUAAAAAGCUUUUGUAUAGGAAUGAUUCUGUAAGCGGUUUCCACUGUAUUGCAUUUUAUGUAACUAACGUUUGCCUUAACUGCUGUGACCCCAGGUGCCUUAGAAAGGAAUUGAACAUACUGCGUGCUACUGAAAUCUUUCAGCUGUCAUCCAGUGAUUAGUCAGCUUUCAUCCAAAUGACCCAGAUAAAAACUAAAACAUUGAUUUAAUAAGUAAAAUUAUUGUUUUUUUUUAUUACUCUUAUUUUUAUUUUGUGCAAUUGCUGGUCAGUUGUAGCUUGUAUGUCUGUGUAGAAAUAUUUUUAUAUUCAAAUGUUACCUUUUUCAUCAGUAAAGUGACAAAGAUUUGUAUUCUGAUUUAAUAUUUCUGUACUGCACUCAAUAGUGGACUUGGAUUUAUGCCAGUUAUUUCUCAAAAGUCAAUUAAAAAACAGUUUCUAUUGUU
Messenger RNA from Micropterus salmoides (largemouth bass), 4763 nucleotides. RefSeq names its product ras and Rab interactor 2-like. Gene Ontology annotation, biological process: signal transduction; vesicle-mediated transport. The record is from RefSeq and is a predicted model, not a curated record. Bases 397 to 3393 code for a protein of 998 amino acids. NCBI's taxonomy places the organism in Eukaryota, Metazoa, Chordata, Actinopteri, Centrarchiformes, Centrarchidae. Gene Ontology annotation, molecular function: small GTPase binding; guanyl-nucleotide exchange factor activity. Gene Ontology annotation, cellular component: cytosol; endocytic vesicle. The transcript is spliced from 13 exons.